Branchiostoma belcheri (Belcher's lancelet) is the source of this 1266-nucleotide messenger RNA. RefSeq names its product leucine-rich repeat-containing protein 15-like. Gene Ontology annotation, cellular component: extracellular matrix. Gene Ontology annotation, molecular function: protein binding. The record is from RefSeq and is a predicted model, not a curated record. NCBI's taxonomy places the organism in Eukaryota, Metazoa, Chordata, Leptocardii, Amphioxiformes, Branchiostomatidae. The transcript is spliced from 5 exons. The coding region runs from base 1 to 1266 and encodes 421 amino acids.
AUGCUGAAGACACUUCUGGUUCUCCUGCUAACCGUUUCAAGAGAAAGUAGCCCGACCGCAGCCUGCAGCAGCAGCUGUUCAUCAGACUGUGACUGUUCCAACAGAGGCCUCAGCAGUGUUCCUCAGGACCUGUCUAGAAACAUCACUAAGCUUAACCUAGAGGGCAAUAGUAUCACAAGCUUGAGUCAGUCUGAUUUCUCAAAGUACACAAAGUUGGUAGACUUAUUGUUGCAGAAAAAUCAAAUUUCCAUAAUUAAUCCCGGUACAUUCUCAAAUAUGGCCGACCUCAUAUGUGUGGACCUGCACUCCAACAAGCUAAGUAACAUCCUGCCAGGCACAUUCAAAAAUAUUCCAAAGCUUAGAAUGUUGUGGCUGUACUACAACCCACUACCGGACAUUAAGUCUGGUACAUUCUCAGAUUUACCCGAGCUCACUAGUAUGCAGCUAGUGGGCAAUCAAAUGCGUAGCAUUCACCCUGACAUAUUCUUAAACGUGCCUAAGCUUAAAACGUUGUACAUGUGGGACAACCCCUGGCACUGUGAUUGUAGAAUGAAACCUGUCAGGAAAAGGAUAACUGAGACAAAGUCCCCCUUCAAAAAACAAAUUACAUGUCAAGAACCUAGCAACGUCCGCGGUAAACAGCUUGACCGUAUAAACCUCGAAGAUCUGAUAUGUCAAAAACCUAAGAUUGUGAGCUUUAACAAUAACAAAGCACAGGGGGAGACUCUAUAUUUGUCCUGUGAAGCGUUAGGUGUGCCCCCUCCCAGUGUAAUUGUCACCCUCCCAUCUGGACGGAUUGCAACUGCUGAGUCCAGUGGAAUGGUGACUGUGGCAGUGAAUGGUACAGUCACCAUAACCAAUAUUACUGUAACAGAUGCUGCAGCUGGUCAGUACAUCUGCAUUGCAUCAAAUCCUGUCGGCUCCGCAUCAGCCACAGAUGUGGCUAGUUAUAAGGCUGGGCAGACACUUGAGGAGAAGGCAGUAGCUGCUUCUCAUGUCAGUCAUGGUUGCCCUCUUGGGUACACUCUACACGAUCCCGUGAAUGCAUGCUUCAAGGCGUACAGCCAAGCCAAGACGUACCACCAGGCCAGGGAUGUGUGCGCGGCGGACGGAGGGCUCCUGGCCAUGCCCAAGACCAGCAGCCUGAACAACUUCGUGAUGAAUCUGAUGAACGAGUUGGAUCCAGGUGCAGAAUACUGGCUUGGCUUGAACGAUCUGGGUACUGAGGGCGAGGAGGAGGAGGCUUUGGUUAUGACACCGGUAUGA